Messenger RNA from Solenopsis invicta (red fire ant), 627 nucleotides. RefSeq lists its product as uncharacterized. The coding region runs from base 75 to 524 and encodes 149 amino acids. The record is from RefSeq and is a predicted model, not a curated record. The transcript is spliced from 3 exons. Lineage: Eukaryota; Metazoa; Arthropoda; Insecta; Hymenoptera; Formicidae.
AAUGAAAUGAAAGAAAAAAAACAAGUGAACUCUAGUCUUUCUGUUGUCAUUCGCAUAUACAUGAUCGUGAAGAAAUGAUCUGUACCAAUUCUUUACACAUUGGUCUCAAUAAAAGUUUGUUACUCAUAGUUGGUCUAUGGCCUUAUCAGCAAUCUAAACUUAUUCAACUCCAAUUAACGUUGUUUAUUAGCGUUUUGAUGACAUUUAUCUUAGUUCAGUUUACGGCAUUUUUUACUUUACGAUGUACAUCAGAAUUAAUCGUCAAUAUUCUUGCGUCUGCAUUAUUUUAUAUUUUCUUUGCAAUUAAAUAUAGUUCAUUUAGUGUUAACCUUGAAGCCGUAAAGUAUAUGUUGGAACAACUGCAACAUUUGUAUAAUGAACUAACUGACGAAAAUGAAAUCAAUAUUAUAAAGCAAUAUGCGAUCUAUGCAAAACGUUACACUAUUGGAUUAACAUGUAAGACAAUUGUUUUUUAUUUUUAUAAAACACAAAUUAUAUAUUAUAUUUUGAAAAUUAGUCGAUAAAGGACCUCGCACAUUUUUUAUGGCUUCUAGUUCUUGGUCAAAUCUUCUCAUAUUUUGGGAAAAUGUAGGUGUCCUCAUUAAAAGUGUGAAUAAGCGCGGGCUC